GAAAAAGCAAUUAAUUUAACCCGCAUAACCUACUGUUCCUCUGGUUCAUAUUUUCACUCCCGCCGGUUCAUUCCAGACUACGUCGUCGUUUCAAGGUUUGCUAUUAGCAGUCAGUUAAAACCUUCACGGUUCACCUGGUUUCUACAUUCACUCUCGCUGGAUUAAGGAUUUAAAAAUGUUGUCGGAAGGAAACGAAAAGGAGGAGGUAAAGACGUUUGAAGGUUUGGGGAUAUGCAAGGAAUUGGUGGUGGCUUGUGAUAAAUUGGGUUGGAAAAACCCUUCAAAAAUUCAGGCCGAAGCUAUUCCUUAUGCACUUGAAGGGAAAGACUUGAUUGGACUUGCUCAAACGGGUUCUGGCAAAACUGGUGCUUUUGUUCUACCCAUAUUGCAAGCCCUUUUAGAAGCUCAACGACCAUUUUUUGCUUGCGUAUUGUCACCAACAAGGGAGCUUGCGAUUCAAAUUUCCGAACAGUUUGAAGCUUUAGGGUCUGAAAUCGGUGUUAAAUGUGCAGUGCUUGUUGGAGGGAUAGACAUGGGGCAACAGGCAAUUAAACUUGCAAAGCGGCCGCACAUUAUUGUUGCUACACCUGGACGCCUUGUGGAUCAUUUAAAAAAUACGAAGGGUUUUUCUCUUCGUACACUGAAAUUUCUGGUUUUAGAUGAGGCAGACAGAUUGCUUAAUGUGGACUUUGAGAAAUCACUUGAUGAAAUUCUGAAUGUGAUCCCCCGUGAGCGAAAAACAUAUUUAUUUUCUGCUACUAUGACCAAAAAGGUCCGAAAACUUCAAAGGGCUUGUCUAAGGAACCCUGUGAAGAUUGAAGCAGCAUCAAAAUAUUCUACAGUUAACACACUGAAGCAACAGUAUUGGUUUAUGGCUUCUAUGUAUAAGGAUUGUCAUCUAGUUUAUUUGCUGACUGAAAUGAUUGGAUGUACAACGAUGGUUUUCACCUCCACAUGUGAUAAAACACGCUUUCUGGCUAUCACUCUUCGAAAACUAGGCUUUAGGGCGAUCCCAAUUAAUGGUCAAAUGAGCCAGGCAAAGAGGCUUGGAGCCUUAAAUAUGUUCAAGGCUGGAGAGUGUAAUAUACUUAUAUGCACUGAUGUGGCAAGUAGAGGGCUGGAUAUUCCAUCCGUGGAUGUGGUUAUUAAUUAUGAUAUCCCUUUUGAGUCCAAGGAUUAUAUACAUCGAGUGGGAAGAACUGCUCGGGCAGGAAGAUCCGGGUUUGCAGUCUCCCUAUUGGAUCAGUAUCAGUUGGAGUGGUAUUUACUGAUUGAGCAGCUUAUUGGCAAGAAGUUAAGUGGAUAUCCUGCUCAGGAGGAGGAAGUUCUUCUAUUACAUGAGCGUGUCGAGGAAGCAAAAAGAUUGUCCACUAUUGAAAUUAAAGAGAAAGGGGGCAGGAAGAGGAGGGCUGAUGGAGGAGAUGAUGAUGAUGAUGAUGGAGAUAUUUACAGUUUCAGGAAGGUAAAGUCGUCCAAGAAGUCAAGGAGAAGAUGAUAUUGGCUGCUCUGAUGCAACAAUUUUGGAGUUUUGUUAUUUUUUAGUUACUAUUUAUUUAUUUAUUUAUUUUUCUUAGUUUCUUAAGUUGGAAUUUGUUGUAAAUAUCAGUUUGGCUUGCUAUGUUAGCUCCCUCGUGAAGCCAAAGAAAAGAGCAUAUGUUGAACACCACUGGGAAAACACACGAAAAUUGACAUUUAUAAAAUCUGUAUAGUUGAUAUUUGACACUAUUGAAAUGUGCAUAGUUUAAUAAAUGAGCAUAGUUUAGUAUU
Messenger RNA from Ziziphus jujuba (common jujube), 1767 nucleotides. RefSeq names its product DEAD-box ATP-dependent RNA helicase 10. NCBI's taxonomy places the organism in Eukaryota, Viridiplantae, Streptophyta, Magnoliopsida, Rosales, Rhamnaceae. The coding region runs from base 176 to 1495 and encodes 439 amino acids. The record is from RefSeq and is a predicted model, not a curated record. The transcript has 14 exons. Gene Ontology annotation, molecular function: nucleic acid binding; ATP binding; RNA helicase activity.